Messenger RNA from Mucor mucedo, 483 nucleotides. RefSeq lists its product as uncharacterized. Bases 1 to 483 code for a protein of 160 amino acids. The record is from RefSeq and is a predicted model, not a curated record. The transcript has 6 exons. NCBI's taxonomy places the organism in Eukaryota, Fungi, Mucoromycota, Mucoromycetes, Mucorales, Mucoraceae.
AUGAAAGAAAAUUAUGGGCCCCGUGAAAAGACCGGAAAUUCAACGAGAUUGAGCUGGUCUGUGUUAAUUGAGACCAAACAUAAUAUAUUUGUUGAGGAUAUUAUAGACAUAAUAGGUACAUUGUUGACAUUUGCUACGGCUUUUCUUCUGAGUUUUACCGCUGCACAGACUAUAUUACGACUGUUCAAUAUUUUCAUUGAUUUGGUCGAGACUCUUCAAUCUAUUAGCUAUUUCGUGUUUAUUGAGACCAAAAGUAACAUAUUACAAUUUUGUAACAGCAGUUUAUUGUCUCUUAAGCAUGUCAUUGAGGAAAGUCGUUUUUGCGUUAAUCCUUAUAACUCAUGGUCGCCCGUAAUCGAAAUGUUGUAUCGCCGCCUGUUAGCUGUAACAAAAUACGGGGAGAGUAUAGGAUUAUCGGCUGAUAUCAAAAGUACAACAACGGGUAUUAGAGUCAAUAUUAGACAAAUUGUCCAGGAAAUAUAA